CUAAGUUCUGCCUUGAUGUAUUGAUUUCAGAACAGAACCAAACAGACCCACCCCUCCCUGAGAUCCAAUCAGCACAUGGUUUUGUAUUUAUUUGAUCCCCAAAAAAUUGAAAGAUAUGACUUUGUACUGUCUCUGGCCUUGUGAGUAUAUAACUAGCCCACUUCCAUUUGCUUUGCACUCAACACAGCAAUACCCUUCUAGACUUUUAAAAUCAAAGUCUCCCUUCUUUGCUUCAUCAAAGCUCUCUAUAAUUUACCCAGUAAAUAAGAAUGAUCAAUCCCAAGAAACUCGUCAAGAUGGCAAGGGAGUGGCAGAAGGUAGCCGCCAUCAGGAGGAAGAGAAUUUCUCUACCAAGAACCCGUCAGUAUUUGGGUGCUGGCCAUUGUAGUACAUCAUCAGUUGCUGAUAAGGGCCAUUUUGUUGUCUACACAGCUGACCAACGACGAUUCAUGAUUCCAUUAGUUUAUCUCAACAGUGAGAUCUUCAGAGAGCUCUUUGAGAUGUCUGAAGAGGAGUUUGGGCUGCCAAGUGACGGACCUAUCACACUUCCUUGUGACUCAUUCUUCAUGGAGUACAUCCUCUUUUUGGUCCAGAGAGGUGUAGCUAAAAAUCUGGAGAAAGCUUUGCUUACCUCAGUUGCUUACACUCAGUCCUCAUCUUCUAUCUUUUCCCAACGAGAACAGAUGAACUCGAGAUUACUUGUUUGUAGUUACUGAAUUAAUGAUAGGUAGAUUUUUCAAGUGAUCAACACAAUUUUCUGCUUUAUGCAUAAACCUUGUAAACAAUUGGUGGAAUUUUCCUCAUUUGUAUAUUAGUACUACACAUUUCUGUAUUGAAA
Messenger RNA from Vitis riparia (riverbank grape), 838 nucleotides. RefSeq names its product auxin-responsive protein SAUR68-like. The record is from RefSeq and is a predicted model, not a curated record. The coding region runs from base 270 to 716 and encodes 148 amino acids. Gene Ontology annotation, biological process: response to auxin. Lineage: Eukaryota; Viridiplantae; Streptophyta; Magnoliopsida; Vitales; Vitaceae. The transcript has a single exon.